Molecule: messenger RNA, 1356 nt
Organism: Lolium rigidum
Lineage: Eukaryota; Viridiplantae; Streptophyta; Magnoliopsida; Poales; Poaceae
Product: F-box/LRR-repeat protein At3g26922-like
Exons: 3
Coding region: 1-1356 (451 amino acids)
Molecular function (GO): protein binding
Source: RefSeq, a predicted model, not a curated record
AUGCGGCGGCGCAAGGCUCCUCCGCCGCGGCCUCCGGGCAGCGGUCCUAUGACGAGGAAGAUGAGGAAGUUGGCGGAGUCAAGGCCGCCGCCCGAGGACCCCAUCAGCAACCUCCCCGACGACCUCCUCGUCAAGAUCGUCUCGCUCCUCCCAACGAAGGACGGCGCCCGCACCCAGAUCCUCGCGUCGCGGUGGCGGCACCUCUGGCGCUCCGCCCCUCUGAACCUCGACAGCCACGGCCUCUACUCCUAUAGGGUCGAUCUUGCUCCCGUCGUCUCGCAUAUCCUCUCUUCCCACCCGGGUCCCGGCCGCCGCUUUUGCGUCUGCAGACACCACCUCAAAAGCAGACCAGUGUCCGUGGACGCGUGGCUCCGGUCCCCCGCUCUGGACAACCUCCAGGAGCUCGAGUACACCUUCUUCGAGCAGCCGCCGGCGUCGUUCUUUCGGUUCUCGCGCAGCCUCCGCGCUCUCACCAUCGGAUGCUGCAGCCUCCCGGAUGACACCAUCCCGGGGCCCCUUCGCUUCCCCCUGCUCAAGCACCUCGGGCUUGAGGACGUCACGAUCUCCGAGCGCUCGGUGCAGAGCCUGAUCGACGGGUGCCCUGCCAUGGAGUCCCUGCUGAUCCACGCCUGCUUCGGCUUCCGCCGUGUCCGGAUCAUCAACUCCCUCACCAUCAGAAGCAUCGGUGUGCUUGACCAAACUUCUUACGCGGAGAGUGACCUUGUUCGGUUACAAGAACUCGUCAUCGACAACGCACCUCGUCUCGAAAGGUUGGUCCGCAAUGAUGUGGAGAAUGGUCUGCAUGUCUCGGUGGUUGCCGCGCCUAAACUCCAGGCCAUAGGCUUCCUUUCCGAUGGAUAUAAGUUUUCCGAGCAGUGCUACCCUGAUCACCUCUACAGGCUCGAGCUCGGAUCCACGGUUAUUCAGGGACUGCGCGUCGAAAGUUUGGCAAUGGCGGUCUCAACAGUCAAGAUUCUUGCUUUCCGGACGAGAACUCUUUGCCUGGAUACGAUUGUUGAGUUGCUGAAAUGCUUCCCGUGCUUGGAGAAGCUUUACAUUAAGGUGACCAUUCUCCAUCAAAAAGAGCCAAACAAUUUAUGGAGGCGUAAACACCACAAUUUCAUAAAGCGUCAUGACAUCCGUCUUAAGACAUUGGUUUUGAGGCGGUACUGGGGAAACAAGUCGCAGGUUAACUUUGUUACGUUCUUCUUGUUGAACGCGAGAAUGCUAGAGUCGGUGACACUUCAGGUUGAACGUUAUAAUGAGGAGUUUGUGGAAGAUCAACGAACGAAGCUUCAGCUGGAGAACAGGGCUUCAAGAGCCGCUCAGCUCCAUUUUACAACCCAGAGAAGUUGA